Molecule: messenger RNA, 3344 nt
Organism: Podarcis lilfordi (Lilford's wall lizard)
Lineage: Eukaryota; Metazoa; Chordata; Lepidosauria; Squamata; Lacertidae
Source: the annotation of a GenBank genome assembly
AAAGUUCCCUAGAAGAAAUUUGCUCCCUUUGUUCUGUGAAAACCAUACUUUGCUCACAUGCAGUAUUUCUCCUGUUAACCUGGUUCACCUCUCAGCAAUGAUUGAGAAUUUUGAAACCCAAUUUUUUUAUAUCUGCCUUUAAGAUAUGGGGCAGUAGGAUGAAUGGGAAGAACAGCUUCCUUAGUGCUAUGGAUGUCUCAUCAUAUGCUUCAGGGAAAUCUAUUUCUUGGAUUAAAAAAUGGUUCGUCUCCCUUCUAAUGCAGUCCUCUUCAAAGAUUUUCCCUGUAAGACACAGCUCAUUGCCACUUGUGAUGCUACUGGCUAUGUCAACCCAUUUGCUUUCAUGUUCAACAUCAAACUGUCAUUUGAUUCAAAGCAGGCUUGAAUCUUUAAGACAUAUAUGUAAAUCAAAUCCUACCAGCAUACUGAACGCACAAAUCUCUCUCUCUCUCUCUCUCUCUCUCUCUGUUAUAGCUGUAAGUCUUGCAAAUCCUAAAAUUGGGAUUCAUUAUUACAAGCAAAUAUUACUAUAGUUAUUACCUAAAAUAUAUAUCUUUGCACAGUAUGAAGCAUUCUAUUGUUCUUGCUGAAAGUUUGUAAAAUAAUUGUUAUGAAUUCCAGAGCAUUUAAAAAUUCCCAAAUUGAAUUAAUUUAACAUUUGGCAAAGUGUUUCACUUUAGGAGCAUAUCAGCUUUAAGAAUGAUUAUGACUAUGGGUUUUUCCUCCCUCCAACAGAGAAUUAUGGACUGGAUAGCAACCUAAUUAUUCUGGCUGAGAUAUAUCAAUAUGGACAUAGUUUUCUCUGCGUUGUCAUGAUCAUAUCAACAUUACAUAAUAUGAAUGAGCUCAUUCUAAUCAGGUUAGUUGGGGCUUCUUGGAAGUGAUUUUUAAAAAAAUACCUGGAGCAUAAAGGGAAGCCAGACUUCUCAGACCAUGUUUUCUGAAGUAAUCUCACUGAUUUGCAGGAAAUGUUAUGCGCAAGUUAUUUGAGACAACAGGCCUACAUGUCCCCAAUGUUACAUUUAAUGUUGCUGUAGAUCAAUUUAAAUCACAACAUUGCCAAAACUUCUCAUCAGUUAAGUGUGCAGUUGCAAUGAGAUAUGUCUGCUUGUCUACCGAGGGCAACCUACGUCCACAGAGCAGGUGUGAUAUGAGGUAAAGAACUCCAGAAGCCAAGGCUGCGAUGAGCAAUGCGAAUCUCACUGGAAGAAGUCCAGAUAGGCUUUCCUUAACAGAUGGUAAAUACUGUUAGGUUUUGACUGCUCUAAACACCUCUUUGGGGAGAUUUGAGGACCGACUCCAAGGUCCUUGCUGGCCGCCACCCCAAUGGCUGAUUGGUAAUGUCAAGCAAAUAGUGUGAUGCUAUAGCAAUGCUAUUGUGUUGGCUCUAAUGAAAAGAUGAUGGUUUCUCUAGGCUUUCCUAUACCUCAGCUGUUUGCUUGGCAGCCUUUUUUAUGGCUUUGGGAUACUCAAAGCUAUUACAGGUCAUAUUCCACACCUUUUUCAUGUAUGUGUGUAUGUGACUGACAGCAGUGGAGGAAAACAAUCAAGUGAUUUAAACCUUGGACAAUGGUGAAAGUGAGCAUCAAAAAGAAUGCAAUAUAUUGAAAGUUAUUCAAAUACAGUCAUACCUCAUGUUACGGCUGCUUCAGGUUAUGUGUUUUCGGCUUGCGGACUGUGGGAAACUUGGAAGUACCAGAACGGGUUACUUCCGGGUUUCGCCAUUUGCGCAUACGCAGAAACGCUAAAUCACACUUCACGCAUGCACAGAGGCGCCAAAUCACGCCUGUGCCUGCACAGGCAGGCACGGCGCCUCAGAAUGCGAACGCUGCGGGUUGCAAAUGUGCCUCUGUCACGGAUUAUGUCUGCAACCCGAGAUUCCACUGUAAAAGAAAACUGUCCAGUGAUUCAUCUUCUGUCUAGCAUAGUUACAUGUUUUCAGAGUGGCAGAUUAAAAAGUCACUCAUCUGCAUGCUCAAAGUGUUAGGGAUGGCAGCUGGGCGGGAAGAGUGGCACUGCUAUUGCAUUUUCUCAUUGGCUCUUGGCCUCUGUAACUUAACACAGCCAAUCGCAUCCAGCUAUUAUACAUUGCCAGCAGUGUGGGCAGACAGGAGAAACAUCAAAGACACAUGGCUUUGGAGAGAGCCUGAUACUUAUUGGACAGAAGCAGCCAUGAGGUUUUUAUGUAACUUCUGAGCUGGCUGGUUGACUGGAGAACAGCAGGAGCAGAGUGUGUAGGCCCUGAGCAGUACAAACUUGACAUUUGAGAGCUAGUUCAUGUUUCAUUCUUCUAGCUUAUAGUAUCCCAGAUUCUUUAAAAGUGUGAACAGUUCACCUUCCCACUCUCUCUCUGUCUUAGGAGUCUUGGGCACAGAAAUGACUAGUUGUGAGACUGAGCGGGGAAGACUCUGGUGGAGAAAUAGAAGAAGACUGUGGGGUUAAUUUUGCUUAACACUUUCCUUUCUAAUCUGGGAGGUCGAAGCAGCGUGUAAGGACGAAGUAGCAUGUUAAUGAGUUACCCAUACAAAUCUAAGCAGGAAGGGGACAUCGACACCAACAGAAUAGUUUGGAAAGCUGGGAUGUGAUCUAAGAUUCAUAUUGACUUCAGCAGGCUUUGAAUCAGAAAACCAGAGGACUUAAGACUACAGGCAGAAAAUAAGAGAAGGAAGGCACCCUUUUUCAUAUGUGGUGGAAGUGUAAGAUAGCAAAAGGGUUCUGGGAAACGAUAUAUAAUGAAUUUUAAAAAUGUUGAAAAUAAGCUUUUCUUUUAGGUAUAAUUGCAGAAGAACUACCUAAAGAUCAGAAAAAAGUUAUUUAUGGAUGCCACCACGGCUGACCAAGUGGCAUGUGUCCAAAGAUGGGAAGAAGAAGCAGUUCCAACGAAAGAUGAUUGGCAAUUAAAACAGAUGGAGUACGAAGAGAUGGUGAAACUUACUGGAAGAAUAUGUGAAAACAAAUGAUAAACAAUUAAACACAUUAGCAGGAUUCACAUGAACACAAGCAGUAAGAAAUAACUUAAAGGGAGUAAAAAGGUUAAACUUGUAAAUAGGUUUGAAAUGGUUAUGCAGUAAGAUUAUGAUAUAAAAUAAGGAACAGCAGAGGGGGAGGGGAGGGAAGGCGAAGAAAAGGCAGGUUGAAUUUGCUUAGAUUUAAUUUUUGAUGUUAAAAUUUUGUAAUUGGAAAAAUGGAAAAGUAAAGUAUAUAUAUUUUAAAAAACUACAGGCAGAAAACAACAAAUGGGGAUUUGGCUUAGAAGUAUUCAAACCAACAAAAAAUGUUAGUGUAUGUAAGAUAUUCAGUAUAUAUAGGCGACCGGAAGAGCAGUAAUACUAAAAUAAACAAGA